Messenger RNA from Phaeoacremonium minimum UCRPA7, 2205 nucleotides. Its product is annotated as putative annexin anxc4 protein. The transcript is spliced from 2 exons. Gene Ontology annotation, cellular component: cytoplasm. Gene Ontology annotation, molecular function: calcium ion binding; calcium-dependent phospholipid binding. Lineage: Eukaryota; Fungi; Ascomycota; Sordariomycetes; Togniniales; Togniniaceae. The record is from RefSeq and is a predicted model, not a curated record. The coding region runs from base 1 to 2205 and encodes 734 amino acids.
AUGUCUCUCCAAGUAGACGACGACCGGCGCCGAGGACGCUCGCGCAGCCCGUCCGGUCGCGAGCGAGACCGAAGCCGCGGGCCUCCCCUGGUGGUAGACACGGACCCAGACGACCGGUACCGCCGCGGCGCCGAUCGGGACCGGGACCAGGAACGGGACGACCCGCGGGACCGCGCCAUCUCCUCGUACGCCGACUACGAUGACCGCCGCUCGUCGUAUAGGCCGCCCCCAUCGCCGACAUCUGAAGACCCGUACUAUCGCCGUAGAAGAGACGAUGACGAUGACCCGCGCGCGAGCUACAGCGCUUCUGGUGGGCGGCGGGAGAAGGAGUACAGAUACGAGAAGGAGACGAGAUCCUCGAAGAGAGACUCGGAUCGGGAUAGCGACCGUGACCGCGACAGGGACCGAGACAGAGAGAAGGAUAGGGCCCUCAAUGCAGACGCUUUCCUGCCUCAGAAGUAUGCCAAGAAGCUCCAGGAGUCUGACGCCAUGAAGUUCAUGACCGCGCCUUCUGGUGGGAGCCGUGACCGCUCCAGAUCUAGAGACAGAAGAAACGACAAGUACGAGGAAGACCUAGCCUAUGGCAGCAAACCCUCUCCGCCGAGCAAGUACGCUCGUCCAGAGUCGCCACAGGCCCAGUAUUCGUACGACAAGCCGAAGCAAUGGGAAUAUGCCCGGCCCGAGGAGAAGCUGUCCUAUUCCAAGCCCGAGGACCGUCAUGGCGCUGACAGUCUUGACCCGCGGUAUGGAAGGGACCCCAGGGACCCGAGAGAUGCCCGUGCGCCAAGCCCCGGUCCGGAGCGGCGAAAGAAGUACUACCGCGAGUCGCUGGGUGCUGAUCCACGGGGUUCCGAUGCAAGUGUUGUUACUGUCGAGCCAGGACAGACCGCACGCCGUAGCGCUAUGAAGCGUUCAUCGUCGCCACAGCCACCGACGGCAAAGAUGUCAUCCUUAUCUGUAGGGGCUCCGAUGGCCGUGGCAGGCGGCCUCGCAGCGGCACCAGGGUCACCACUACUAGAGUCUUAUCAUGGCACAUAUCAGUCCAUGUCUCCUAUGCCCUCUCCUCUGCUUCUGGCCUCCCACGGACCUGGAGCUGAGAUCCGAGACAUCUCACCCAUCGGAUCCGAUGACGAGCGAGGUGGCAAGAAGCGUAACAGACGUGCUAGGUUCCACGACCCAGAAGAGGAUGCUAGGAGCCUAGCUGAUGCACUGCGCGGCAGUGGGCCACCGAAGACGCACCCGCUGAUCGAGGUACUUCCGGGUCUGACGCAUGAGCAGAUCAUGGAGUUGCGCACUGACUACAAGCGUCUGGUGAAGACUGGUCCCGAGAGGAAGGGCGUCAAUGUGGCCAAACAUAUUCGCGCACGGCUCAAGGACGAGGAUCCGUCGCUGAUGAAGGCGUGUUAUGCCACGGCGUUGGGCAAAUGGGAGAGCGAGGCAUACUGGGCCAACUUCUGGUACCAGGGCGAUAAGACGCGCCGCGAAUUGCUUAUCGAAUCACUGAUGGGACGCACGAAUGCAGAGAUACGUGCGAUCAAGGACGGGUUUAGUGACAAGAAGUACGACAAUAGUCUGACCAAGUGUAUGAAGACGGAGCUCAAGGAAGACAAAUUCAAGAAAGCCGUGCUGAUGGUGCUUGAGGAGAACCGCAUGGAGGAGUACGAUCACCGCGGACACCCGCUGCAGAUCGACCCGUACUUGGUCGAGGACGACGUCAAGGCGCUACGCAAAGCUGUGAAAGCGGAAAAGGGCGGCGAGUCGGCUAUGAUCCAGAUCGUCGUCAUGAGAAGCGACAGCCAUCUGCGGAAGGUGCUACGAGAAUACAACGAAGAGUAUGGGUCGAAUUUUGCAAGGGAUGCGCUAAAGAAGAGCGGAAACCUGGUGGGCGAGUUGCUAGCUCAUAUCCUCAACGGUGUCAUCAACAAGCCCGUUCGGGAUGCCCUGCUCGUGCACCACGCACUGACGGCAUCGAAGAAAGACGAAUUGCGCCGCGAGCUGUUGAUUUCUCGUUUGGUGCGCUUCCAUUGGGAUCGUCACCACAUGGCCGCGAUCAAGCAGUCGUACCGAGAACGUUAUGGCAGAGACCUCUCGGAAGCCGUUAAGGACGGCACCAGUAAGGAGUGGGGCCAAUUCUGUCAAGAGUUAUGUAUCACGAGAAUGCCAGACGACGUGCGCAAGGUUGAGAGGAUUGAGAUCAAGCGAUGA